UUUCUAAUAACUUUCCUUCUAUUUCUUUUACCUGCCAUCUGCAUCUCAAGACCGAAGCCAAAACCCAAGAUUUCAGCCUCCCGAAGGUUGUAUCUGAAGACUAAAAUACUAAAAAAGGCGAGCACACUGCUGGUCAAUGAGAAAGAAGUGAAACAGCAGGAGAGAGAACGGGUUUUGAGUGAAAGAGUUCCUCCUCUGAAACUGUCUGGUCUGUCUGUGCAGGAGCUACAGGCUCUAUGUCGAGAACUUCAUCAGAAGAUUGACAUCGUAGAUGAAGAGAGAUAUGACAUUGCAGCCAAAGUGGCCAAAAAUUAUAAGGAGAUUUCAGAUCUGUCUAUUAAAAUCAUUGAGCUGAAGGGGAAAAUGAAGAGACCUGCUCUGAAGAGGGUAAAGAUUUCUGCAGAUGCCAUGCUGGGUGCUCUUCUGGGCUCCAAGGUUAAGGAGUCUGUGGACUUCAAGGCCAAUCUUAAAACAGUCAAGAAGGAGGAAGAGAAGAAAGAGGAGGUGACUGACUGGCGUAAGAAUGUGGAAGCCAUGUCUGGUAUGGAAGGCAGGAAGAAGCUGUUUGAUGCUGGUGGUCAAUGAGAUUUUAAAGCAUAAAGUCAUAAGAAAACCUCCAAAAAUAAACAGUUAUUUGUACUUAUUGUACUUAUGGCUGGCUUACCAUCAGUUAUACUGCUAUAACAAAAAUACACAGAGCCAGUUUCAUACCCACAUAAAGCCCUGAUAAGUUAUUUCUGAUGUACAGAUUUAGAUCAUUGUCAUGUUAGUUGUACAAUGGAUUGAUCUCUGUUAUAAUUUAUUAUUAUUGUUUGGAAUCAGCUGCAUUGCAUGAAUAAGUAAAAAACUAAAAAUAGUUUUAUUACUGGUUUUCUGAGUCUUUGUUUAUUCCUAAAGUCAUAUUGGCAGUUUU
Trichomycterus rosablanca is the source of this 913-nucleotide messenger RNA. RefSeq names its product troponin I, slow skeletal muscle-like. Gene Ontology annotation, cellular component: troponin complex. Gene Ontology annotation, biological process: skeletal muscle contraction; cardiac muscle contraction. The record is from RefSeq and is a predicted model, not a curated record. The annotation marks the transcript as partial. The transcript is spliced from 6 exons. NCBI's taxonomy places the organism in Eukaryota, Metazoa, Chordata, Actinopteri, Siluriformes, Trichomycteridae.